AUGAGUGGGAAGUGGCGUAGCCCACUUGACAUUAUUUCUAAAUAUCUUCUAUUUUUUUUUAUCUCCAGACCAAUAGAGAGAUGCUUCAGUUUAUCCGAAGAUCAUAUCUUCCAGGUGGAUCUUGCCUUCAACAUUUUCUUUCUCCUCUACUUUAUUCUGAGGUUUAUAGCUGCUCAGGACAAAUUCUGGUUCUGGCUUUCACUGAAUUCUGUUGUGGAUUUCUUCACCAUUCCUCCAAUAUUUGUAUCCAUCUAUAUGGUCAGAACAUGGCUUGGCCUGAGAUUCUUGAGGGCACUUCGUCUCAUGCAGCUUUCAGAGAUUCUCCAGUUCCUGAGUAUUCUCAGGACCAGCAACUCCAUCAAGCUUCUCAACCUGGUUACACUCUUAUUAACACUCUGGCUGGGAUUCGCAGGCAUCAUACACCUGGUGGAGAAUUCAGGUGACCCUUGGUUGCAAUUUGCCAACAAGCAGCCCCUCUCAUAUUGGACGUGUAUUUAUUUCCUGGUCGUUACCAUGUCAACAGUCGGCUACGGUGAUGUGUAUGCCAAAACGGUCCUUGGAAGGAUCUUUGCCACUCUUUUCAUCUUCGGCGGCUUGGCCUUGUUUGCCACAGUGGUACCUGAAAUCUAUGAAAUCUUAAGCCAGAGAGGAAAAUACAGUGGAUCAUUACAGUCAGAAAAGGGCAAAAAGUAAGUUCAUGAAAGCAUUCAUUGUAUCUUCCCAGGCCUACACGAUUCAUGUUACAGUCUUUUGGUUGUAAAGUGUUUGAAUAUGGAUAGAAAUGUUAACGGUGAAAUUGAAUGUCAAUUGAUUUAUUUUGAAUGCUGAGUGCCAGAAGGGCGUUCAAGAUAAUCUUGAAUUCCAGAAACAUUAAUUCCGACAAAAUCCAGUUACCGGUAUCUUUAAAUUCCACUUUAUUUGUAUGAGGGAAACACAAAAGAUGGUCUUUAUAUGCAGGUGGUCUUUAUGUACAGGUUCUUCUAGUACACAUUUCAAUGAGAAACCAUUUUCAGGGGAAAUUAGAAAAUGCAGUCUCUAUAGACAGGUGGUCUUUAUAUGCAGGUUGCUCCUAAAGCAGGUUUCACUGUGUAUAACUACAGAGUAAGAUGUAAAAUAAAGAGGGUGUUCCUUGAACAUUGUCUAGUGUCGUUUGUAUUUGAUUUUCAUUAUACAGUCAAACCUGUCUAUAGUGACUGCCCAAGGGAAACUCAAAAAGUGAUCUUUGUAGACCGGUUCGUUUAGUACAUGUUUCAA
Messenger RNA from Strongylocentrotus purpuratus (purple sea urchin), 1254 nucleotides. Its product is annotated as calcium-activated potassium channel subunit alpha-1-like. Bases 1 to 693 code for a protein of 230 amino acids. NCBI's taxonomy places the organism in Eukaryota, Metazoa, Echinodermata, Echinoidea, Camarodonta, Strongylocentrotidae. Gene Ontology annotation, cellular component: postsynaptic membrane. The transcript has 6 exons. Gene Ontology annotation, biological process: transmembrane transport; monoatomic ion transport. The record is from RefSeq and is a predicted model, not a curated record. Gene Ontology annotation, molecular function: large conductance calcium-activated potassium channel activity.